AUGACUCUGAACACGCAGCCAGGGGGCAAGAGCCCUGUGCGGAGACGGGCCAGCACCCCGGUGGUGUAUGAACGCACCCUGUCGGUGGACGGGGAGGAGACCACGCUGCUGGUGAUGGACCCCUGGGAAACGGAGAAGCGGAAACGCCGGGACAUCUGGCUUGUUUCAGAGGUGGUGUAUGAACGCACCCUGUCGGUGGACGGGGAGGAGACCACGCUGCUGGUGAUGGACCCCUGGGAAACGGAGAAGCGGGAGGAGGAGAGCCAGCCCGGCUGCUCCUGCCUGCAGGUGGGGAACGCCUACGUCCUCGUCUACUCCGUCACCGACCGGGGCAGUUUCGAGAGCGCCUCAGAGCUGAGAAUCCAGCUGCGCCGGGUCCGGCAGGCCGAGAACAUCCCCAUCAUCCUGGUGGGGAACAAGAAGGACCUGGUGCGGUGCCGGGAGGUCUCGGUGGAAGAGGGCCGGGCCUGCGCCGUGGUCUUCGACUGCAAGUUCAUCGAGACGUCCGCCGCCCUGCAGCACAACGUGGCGGAGCUCUUCGAGGGCGUGGUGCGCCAGCUCCGCCUGCGCCGGGACGGCACGGAGGCCAGCGCCCGGCGCCAGGCCGCCUACAAG
Molecule: messenger RNA, 615 nt
Organism: Pelodiscus sinensis (Chinese soft-shelled turtle)
Lineage: Eukaryota; Metazoa; Chordata; Testudines; Trionychidae
Source: RefSeq, a predicted model, not a curated record